AUGGCCGAAGGUACGUACGAAUAUGAGUGUAUGCGAGCGGAACUGCUUGGGCUGGCCCAUCCCAGUCGGGAGGAGUUUGAGGCGAAGAUGAAGCUCAGACAGGAGACGGAAGUGGAGGAGCAGCUCACGGAACAGUUGAAGGAGGUGGAUUUGCAAGAGGAAUCCGUACAGGGCACUUCCGGCAAGAUGGAUGAGCUGAACAGCAUCCUAACGGCGACGCAGCAAAAGAUUAACAAGUUUAAGGUGGCGUGCGGUAGUUUGACCAGCCUGCUAAAGCUUCGCCCAUCGACACCGAGCAAUGAGCCGGCUGGUGUGUCCGAGGGCAAAUCCAUCAACGAUGCACUUGACACGCUGGACACGAUGAAGGAUCUGAAUGCUGCGUCGGAUGCGACGGUGACCAAAGCGGCUGCGGCAGAUCUCGGCAACAAGGUGACGACGCAGCUGGACAAACUCGAUUCGUUGCUGUACAAGGCCGAUAACGCGACGUACUCGAUGAAGCAUCAGACGGAUCAGAUGAAAAAGAUUGCCAAGUAA
This is a messenger RNA of Anopheles marshallii, 534 nucleotides long. RefSeq lists its product as uncharacterized. NCBI's taxonomy places the organism in Eukaryota, Metazoa, Arthropoda, Insecta, Diptera, Culicidae. The transcript is spliced from 2 exons. The record is from RefSeq and is a predicted model, not a curated record. The coding region runs from base 1 to 534 and encodes 177 amino acids.